AUAAAUGCUUGGGUGUUGCAAGAAAAACUUACGUUUGCAAUCCCAUACAUAAAUGACGUGUGUUUGUUUAUUUUUAUAUGCACACUAUGCAAAUUUAUUUUUACAAAUUCAUUUUGAAACUGCAUGCAUCUUAAAACAGCUGAAUACCCAUACAGAAAUUGUAAAUAAGAAUAUGGCGUAAGUCCCUGCAUAUUUGAUGAAGUACAUACCUAAUGUAUUUGUCAGAUUUUAACGUAUUAAAAUAAUAACUAACGAAUAUUUGAUUUGUGAUGAUAACGUAACAUCGGAGUGGGUAGAAGUUUUUGGUGGAACGAAUCAUGUCGGAUUCAAGUGACGACAACCAAAAGCCCCAGAUCUUGACAGCUGAGUACAAAGAUGGACAAUUACAGAUUGUUGAGGUCACCCCGUUCGACCGUGACAGGACUGAGAGCCUCACGGAGCUGUCUUGUAGUGGCUCGUCGAAGCAAUACAUGCAGGUCAUAGAUGGUGACAAAGGCCUUGUACAAUUUGAUCUGCUAAAUUUAACUCUUGUCAGGUCUCAAGAUGGUGAAGAAUCUUAUCAGCUGCUCGCCAACGACUGCGAAGGCGAGGGUAGCGAGAACGCUGUCACCUGUGUCCUACAGACAAGCGAUACUGAAGAUCGUGAUAACCAAGAGUACGUUAUGGUGGACAGUGACAACGGUCAGGGUCCGUUGUUCUUCCUGCAGUCCGCACUGCCCCAGGUCAACUCACAGCAGAAAAAAGACGAGACACAAGUGGUGCAUGUUACACAAAAGAAGGUGCCGUCUGCCACCGAGAUAUUGGAAAAGGCUAAAGCAUUACAGAAAGUCAAGGCCACCAUAGCCCAGGCGGCUCCCCGGCGGAGGGGCCGGAAGCGGAAGAGCGACCUCCCCCCGCCCCACGAGCUGCUGGCCUCGCCCAACUUCAAGCUGUUCCUGUACGCGUGCAAGAUGUGUCCCUUCAAGUGUAACUCCAUCAAGGAAAUGUCAGAGCAUAAGGCGGCGAUCCACGGCGCGGCGCGGGCGCGGGGCGGGGGGCGCGGCGCCGCCGUCACGCUGCAGUGCGCGCGCUGUCCGCUGCUGGCCGACACGCACACGCAGCUCGCGAAGCACGUGCAGGAAGCGCACUGCACGACCGCCCCGGAGACGAUACGCUUGAACACUGAAGAGGUGGAGGCGGCCGACGUGCUGGUGUGCGGCGCGUGCGGGUUCGAGUCCAGCUCGAGACACGACUUCAGGCGGCACAUCGAGGACGAGCACGGAGUCAACACGUGCUGAUAGAGACGCGCGCCAGGAGCCCGCGGACCGCUGCACGACGCCGCGAGGUCUACCGACAACAUGUAACCCUGCCUCCGAUGACCCUAUUAUCCAUUAUAUGGGUGGACGAGCUCACAGCCCAUCUGGUGUUAAGUGGUUACCGGAGCCCAUAGACAUCUACAACGUAAACGCGCCACCCGCCUUGAGAUAUAAGUUCUAAGGUCUCAGUAUAGUUCAACGGCUGCCCCACCCUUCCAACCGAAACGCAUUACUGCUUCACGGCAAAAAUGGGCAGGGCGGUGGUACCUACCCGCGCGGACUCGCAAGAGGUCCUACCACCUUCGGAAAUAAAAAUGGUCAAACGGGAAACAUCGUACUGAUCUUAACAUUAAAAUUAGUGUGGUGUGGUCCACGGUCCGCAACGCCAGCGAGCUGUGCCCCUAAAGCAUUUACAUUUGAACGCGUUUUUGAAUCUGGAGUUAGGGAAAGGAAACUGUUGUAUGAUGUACACAAAGUUAUUCGUUUGCAUUUUAUGAAUAUAUUUACAAAUUUAUUUUGUAAUUGCUUUUAUUUUUAAUUGUCAUUUCCCGGUAUCCGUCGAUAACGGAAUCUGAUUGCUUAGUGAACGUUAGUCAUCUAUAUAUUAAUACGUGAAGCAAAAACUUUGUAUCCCUGUUUACGAAAAUUGCGCGGACGGAGGCACAAGGGCAAUAAAAAAAAAUAAAAAAAAAAUACCUGAAAAAAAUUCUAUUUUAAAGAAUCUAGCUGUAGGAUUGAAAUGAUUUUAAUAGACCUAGAAAUAUAUUUUUUUUUGCCCAUCGAAUACGGUUAUUGCCUAUCAUUUAUGUACAAAGCUGUUAUUGUCGCUUAGUCACGUUUACCUUUCAAGCGUCGAUAUGUGCCCAGCUUACGUAUCGAGAAAGAAACAGUGUAUCCUAAAAACAAUAGUUUAUUCGACAAUUGAUCAACUCCAGGCUUGUGGUCCCUAGCACAGUGCUUACACGUCGGUCGGACUCCGGCGAAAUGUAUAUAUAUCUAUAGGCUUAAAAGACUCGUUAACAGGCCAUAAUAUCUUAGAAAAAAAAGUAUAUGUUCAUGUAUACCUAUAUAAUCGUUCAAAAUGAAACAAAGCCACUGGACGUAGCUCCUCGGGAUCCCCUAAAAAGUCCACUGAAAGGCUCUGUAAAUAACCACCAUUUUACUGAGAUUACAUUUCAUCCCACAUCAUCUCAUUUAAUUUAAUGCCAAUUGAUUAUUGUAUGAAAUUAAUCAACGUCAUUUCAUUUUUUCAUAAAAAAAUGAAUAAAACAUUAGGCUGCAUGGUAUAAUACCUUUGCCUUUCCAUUUAAAAAAUAUAACUACUACAUACUCUAUGUAAUCGCUCAAUGUCAUUUUGACAUUCAAGAUGUCCGAUUUUGAUUUUUCGGCGGGAACUCUAGGAGCGAAAUCGCGUGUGAAUUGUUUUACUUUGUCGAUUUUUAAAGUUUAACAUUAUGUAACAACAGUGGCAUAAUAACUGUUUAGUCUCUGUUUAGUCCUACAAAUGUAGGAAAAUGAAACAAAGUCGCCGGAUGUGCCUUUCGGACUCUUCCAUAAAGUCCACUAGUCUUUUUUAUUGCUCUUGUAGGCAGACGAGCAUCCGGCCCACCUGAUGGUUAGUGGUAACCGUCGCCAAUGGACGUAAGCAAUGCCAGGGUACAAAGCCAAGCUGCUGCCUACAAGUCUAUAAAUAACCGGCUUUUUACCGAGACAAUAUUUCAUCCCAUCAAAUCUCGUUCCAUUUAAUUUCAUCCCAAUGGAUUAUAUUCUCAAAUAAAUCCAACUUUUUUCAUUUCACUCCAUAUCAUUUUAAACAGAUUAUACAAAAUAUUAGGCUGCAUAGUGUGAUACCUUCGCUUUUCCAGUUGGAAAAAUGGAACUAAUAUUUAUACUACCUGUUGUCAGAUUAACUUGACAUUUUGCACACGCGUUAAGGGUUGAUGGAUAUUAUAACUUCAUUAGAUCCGACCUAGCCCUUCUUUGCAUGUUUUUUUUUUGUAAAAUAAAUCAGGCUGUUGUAAUUGCUCUAUAUUAAGGGAAAAAUGAUCUAAAAAAUUCUAGAGUAAAUAUAUAAUGUGAAAAUAGUAAAUAAUAAUAUGAUGGAAAUUUACAUCAUUAUGCAAUGCCACAUGUUUAGCUCAGUACUAAAUAAAAAAAAAGAAUAUAUUUGUACAUUCUUUAUUCUUGAUGAUACAUAAUUUAAAAAGUAAUUAUUAUUUUUAUUAAGACACAAGUCAACUUUGCAUUUCUCGCAUUAUAUUGUGGUACAUCCUUUACAUUUGGGGUAUUUGCACCUAAGUGACCCACUGACUGUUAGCCAAUGCUCAAGACUAUCUUUCCUUAGAUCUUUCAGUGGCGGAGGGGCAGGAGAAUCUUUUCUUUUUUUUGUCAGCAAUUCUUCAAGGAUGCUGCUACUGGGACGCGCCCUUUUAACAUCUUUAGUGGUUCCCUUGUUGCAUAUGACAAAAGCCAAUUCAUUUCUAAAUUGACGCAUUGUAAGAAGACUUUUGAGAUUCAACCCUUUCCUGAGCAUUUUUUUAUAGACAAUCCAAAAGCUUAUUAAAAUAAAAUAAAAUAAAUAAAAAUAAAAAAUAAAAUAAAUAAAAAAGCCUUUAUUGCUGUUCUUAUUUUUACAAACUAUAUCAAAUUACUUAAACAUGCCAAAACUUAAAUACUAAGUUCCUUAUGGAAUUAAAUUAAAUAUCGGCAAACGGUGGUUGUGGUAUCGCAGCUUGUCCUUCGACAAAGGCCUCCUCUAAAGAUUUCCACUGUGUCCUGUCCUUUGCUGCACGCGUCCAUGUAGUACCAGCUAUUUUUAUAAUGUCGUCCUCCCAUCUUUUAGUCUGUCUACCUCUAUUCCUUUUACCAUCUCGUGGAUACCAUUCAGUUAUUAAACUGGUCCAUUUCUCCUUUUUCUCUCUGAUCAUAUGUCCAGACCAUCGCCAUUUUAGCUGUUUGUAAGUUGUGUAUGCGUUCUUAAAGUUUGUCUUGCUCUUUAUGUCUUUUAGUUUUAUUCGGUCUUUUCUUUUUACGCCUAUUGUACUUCCCUCUAUUCCGUUUUGACAAAUUUUUAAUUUGUUUGAUAGUUCUUCUGUCAACGCCCAAGUUUGACACCCGUACAGUAAGCAUGGAAGAAUACACAUAUUAAAUACUUUUCUCUUUUGUUUUAUAGGCAUGUCUUUAUUUUUCAUUACUUCGCUUAGCGACCAGAACCGUUUCCAGGUAUUCGCAAUUCUUCUUUCUAUUUCCUUUUGCAUGCAGUCUUCUUGAGAUAUAAGUUGUCCAAGAUAUAUAUAUACUUGUACAUAUUCUAUUACCUCGUCAUUUAUUUUUAUUUCUAUAUUUGUAGAAUUUGACAUUAUUUUAGUUUUUGUUAAGUUCAUUGACAGGCCUGCUUUAAUACUUUCAUUCGAUAGCUGUUGCAACAUGCUUUCCAGAGUUUUUGGGCAAUCCGAAAACAAAAUAAUGUCGUCUGCAAAGCGAAGAUGACUUAGAUUUUCACCAUUUAUAUUUAGUCCCUUUGUCCAUUUUAGGUUCCUAAAUAUCAUUUCAAGAACGGCUGAAAAUAAUUUUGGUGAUAUAGGGUCUCCUUGGCGUACACCUUUUUUAAUAGGGAAUUCGUCUCCUGUCGAUUCUAGCUUCACUCGAGCAGUGCUUUAUGUGUAGAUAUUUUUAAGUAUUUUAAUGUAUUUUGUUUCGACGCCUUGUGCUUCAAGUGCGUUCCAAAUAAAACUGUGUUCUAAUGUGUCGAAUGCUUUGUUAAAGUCAAUGAACCCCAGGUAGUAAGUUUUGUUAUAUUCUUUAAAUUUUUGUAGUAUCUGUCUCAAAGCGUGAAUGUGAUCUAUAGUUGAAAAAUGUCUACGGAAUCCAGCUUGUUCUUUGGGCUGAUUUUCUUCAAGGGUAUUUGUAAUUCUAGAAAGUAUAAUUUUUGAAAAAACCUUGUAAAUAUUCGACAUCAGGCUAAUGGGCCUAUAAUUUCCUAUGUCUCCUUUGUCGCCUUUUUUAUGGAGCAAUAUAAUUGUUGAUUUAGUCCAAUCAUCGGGGAUGUUUUCCGUGUUAAGUAUUUCAUUAAAUAUAUCCGUAAGCUUUGGAGCAAUCAGCUUAUUAAGGCAAGGUCAAAUAAAUGAAAAAAAUACGCAGGUACCAUUUUUUAGGCCUCAUAGUAAUAUAAUUUCUGCCCAAAAAGCUAUCCAUGAGGUCAACUCCCCCCCUCUGCUUAUUAUAUUAUUGGACAAUAAACGGGCAAGUGAUGUAAAAAUUUUCUUUUUUUGAUUUGUCAUAUCUGUUGACUUCAGUCACAGGCAAUGCUCCAGCAUAAGUAGAUAACAAGGUUACUUUAUCUUUCCAAGCUACACAGAUAUAUCUAUACCAUCAAGCACAGAAACACUUUCUUUAUAACUACCUCUGGGCACUGAUUUCUUCAUGAAUUUUUUUUUCAGGUAAUUUGUUAUUUAGUAUCCUGUCUAGUUGUACAGUCCCCACUGUGUGAAUUCCUGUUUUAGCUAGGAAAUAUACUAAUGGAAAAGAGGUGUAAAAAUUAUCAAAGUAUAUGAUGUGGUUUAUCUUUAUUUGCACUCCCCAAAGCAAACUUUUAUUUUGGUAUCCUGUUUAUAUGUACAGUCCCCACGAUGUGAAUUCCUGCUUUAGCUAGGAAAUAUACUAAUGGAAAAGAGGUGUAAAAAUUAUCAAAGUAUAUGAUGUGGUUUAUCUUUCUUUGCACUCUCCAAAGCAAACGUACCACUACAUUUCCGGUUGCACCGAGAUCUGAUUCAUCUGGGAGUUUAUCUGUAAAGCCUUGUCCAGAAUAUAUCUCAAAUUUGUGGGCAUAGCCCAUCAAAUCGCAAAGCACAUACAAUUUAAAACCCCAUUUAUGGGGCUUAUUGGGUAAAUAUAGCUUCAGAAAGUGCCCUAUUUUUGUAGAACACAUCUGUUCAUCCACGCUUAGUCUUUGAUUCAUUGGCACUGUAGCAAACCUUUCAUUGAAGUGCUGGAUUACGGGGCGGAUUUUAAAUAGUCUGUCAUAUUCUGAAUAGGUUUGUGUAGUUCAUUGUUGUUAAAAUGUAAUAAUAACUUUAUUUUCUCAAAUUUGGUCAGUGGCAUGUUGAAGAAAUUGGGUCAUAAUCAAACCUAGGUGACCAGUAUGAUCUUUUGUGUACUGAGAGGUAUAACAAAAUGCCUAAGAACUUAUAUAAAUCAUAUUCUGUAUAUGUUGUAGAUGAACCGGGAUUGCUUGGUAUAAUAUAUAAAUUUGUCUGCUCCACUAAACUAUUGAUGAAAUUUUUUGUGAUGAAAUGGUUGAAACAUUCAUAUAGGGUUUCCAGGUUUGAUAAAUCCUCUGGAGUAGCAGAACUCCCCAAGAAAGUAAUUUUAUUUGUGUCAUACACCAGAUGGCGUUUUUUCCAUAUCAAGUUUCUUUUGUCAAAUGAAAAAUCAAUUUUUGAUAAAGAUGAAGAUUGCAAAUUGGAUGAUGAUGUGUGAGAGAGUUCCAUUUCUUCUGGGUCUAGAAGAGGAAGAUCAAUAUUAGCACUUUCAUUCUACCGUCAUCUGCAUCAUUAUCAUCAAUUUCGUCCUGCAACACUCUUACAAUCUUAUCAGUAUGGUGUUCGUCCUCGGAAUCAUGGACUUCAAGGUUCUUCCGAGAGCCAACCAUCGUCUAACCGAUUCAGAUAAAGUUCGAUGUCCACAUCUUUCAAGUAUUUCUAGAAAAACAAAACAAAAUAAACUUAUAGUACAAACAUUUUCGCCAUACAUUAUAAGUGAGGCAACUGCAGUGAUGUAAAUUUCUGUCACAGUUUUGAGAAAUUUCUUCAGAGUAUUUUAAUAUAAAUUGUACAUAAAAUAACAGAAACACGGAAACAAACCUUAUUUCCACUCAUUAUCACUUUAUAUAGCAGAUAAACCUCUCUAUGGUUUCCUAAAAUAAUUUAUAAACUCGGCCGUUUUUUCCGGUCACAACAAUCAACAAACAGCGGAAUGAGUAGUAGUAGUUUGAUUUAGCCAAAUGGAAAGUCAAAGGUGUCGUACCAUACAGCUUUUAUACAAAUUUUUUUAUUUUAUGAAAUAUGAUACUAUGAAAUGAAAUGAAGUUGAUUAAUAAUAUGAAACAUGACAUGAUAUGAAUUGAAAUGAGAUGAAAUGAUAUAAUAUGGGAUACUUUUAUGCAAAAUGAUAAUAUGAAGUGAAGAUGAUUAAUUUGAGACAUCAAUCAACUGGGAUGAAAUUAAAUGAAAUGAAUUGAGAUGAUAUAGGAUGAAAUAUAAUCUCAGUAAAAUGGUGGUCAUUUACUGAGAUUUUUUCAGUGGACUUUUUGGAGGAUCCCGAGAAGUUACGUCCAGCGGCUUUGUUUCAUUUUCCCACAUUAGUGCACUGUCACAGAUAUUAAACAGUUAAUAAACCACCGUUAUUACACAUUUAAACCUGAAGAAACACUAAAUAAACAAAAUAAAACAAAUCACACAACUUUACUCCUCGCGUUCCCGCCAAAAAGUCCACAGCGGAAUGUUAAGUUCAAAUCCUGUUAAUUAACAGUGACGUUAGCUUUUGUUUUGACAGCUGCGUUUCGUUUUACACUACGGCGUUGUAAAAAGUGGCCAGCAGCAACAAAUUUAAACUACACUGGUUUUGUGUACCCUUUUACCGGCAUUAAAUGUGAUGGAAAUUUCCACCAUCAUGCAAAGAAAGGCUAGUAUUACUGAUUAACAUACCGUAGUACAUCAUUAUUUUCUUUUAACAUUUUAAAUAAAUCUAGUUUCACUGUUUUCUUAGAAUAGAGUAAUCGCCCUUAUAACACGGUACUCUUAUAACGCAUUUUCGUAUUACGCGAUUUCAAUCCCUCGUAUAACACGGUGCUUUCACACGUUAUUCUAAUUCUGUACUGUGAAAUUUAUAAUGAUUUCAUAAUUAAUUUCGCGUACCUUUGCACAUUCGUUUCAAUUUUGUUGUUAUAAAAUUAACGUAACUAGAGGUCCCGCAGUAGUCGAAAUUCGACUAUAAUUAAUUGGAAUUGUAAGUUUGUACACUAUUAUGAUUGUAUUUUAUACUUCUAUAAUCACAAAUUUCGCCAAGGCUACACGUUAAAAAAUAUUAACAAAGACAAACAAUAUUUAAUCUCAAUUUGACAACAGACGUCAAGAACAAAAGCUUGACAAUAAAUAGUAUGCAUGCGUGUGUGCGUCAAAUACAUGGUAUGUAGUGUGUGUAAUGUUUUCUUUAUUGAUUUAAUGUAUCUUUUAUGCAUUAUUUAAAAAAAAAUAUUAGCAUUGUGCACUUCUUCUCUAUAUUCUCUAUAAGUGUGGAAAAUUUCAUACUCCUCCGUCCGCGCAAUUUUCGUAAAAAGGGAUACAAAGUUUUUGCUUCACGUAUUAAUAUAUAGAUUUAUUAAAUUUGCGUUUCCGGUUUUCUGAAUUCUAAAAUUAUUGGUUAUAUUCUAUUAUAUUUGUAUAUAACGCGUUAUAUGCGGUCAUACAAGCGCGUUACGCGAGAUUACUCCUACAACGCGCUUCCUAUAACGCUGAACCAAUCAACCGUGUUAUAGGAGGGAUUAGUCUUUAAUUUGUUCAAUUCGUUUUGAAGCGUUAGAGAAACAUUGUAUAGUUAAAUCAAUUGGAGAAUAUAUCCGUGUGCUUGGUGCGAGUUUUUUAACGUUCUCGAUAGCGUAAAAGUUAACCCAAUUUUGUAUGUAGUUGGAACAGCGCCCCUAGCGGCAAACGUGAGCAAACGAUCCCAUUCCAUACAAAUAUGAGCUAACUUUUACGCUAUCGAAAACGUUAAAAAACUCGCACUAAGAAUUAGUUAUGGAAUAAUUUAUCUUUUGUGUUUGAAUCGGGCGGCUCAUUGGGAGUAAUCACGCACGGGUCGGUAUCGGCGUCCAGUCGACUUUCGCCACGAUGCCGUGCUGUUUGUAUUCGUGGGGCAAGCCUCAGAUCGCACGUCUCAAGGUGGCAAUACAACGUUGCCAUGUCCACUCAUGAGACGGACAGAAGUUGCCCAAUUAGAGCGAUUUAAAAAUGUAUAUUUGUGAUAUUUCGAACCGUCACUGCGAGUCGCACGUUAAAAUGUAUUGAAAUAAACGUUUUAAAUAAUUA
Messenger RNA from Bombyx mori (domestic silkworm), 9379 nucleotides. RefSeq lists its product as uncharacterized. The record is from RefSeq and is a predicted model, not a curated record. The coding region runs from base 318 to 1277 and encodes 319 amino acids. NCBI's taxonomy places the organism in Eukaryota, Metazoa, Arthropoda, Insecta, Lepidoptera, Bombycidae. The transcript is spliced from 11 exons.